Podospora pseudocomata is the source of this 2327-nucleotide messenger RNA. RefSeq names its product Cystathionine gamma-synthase (gene STR2). The transcript has 3 exons. NCBI's taxonomy places the organism in Eukaryota, Fungi, Ascomycota, Sordariomycetes, Sordariales, Podosporaceae. Bases 441 to 2243 code for a protein of 600 amino acids. The record is from RefSeq and is a predicted model, not a curated record. Gene Ontology annotation, molecular function: cystathionine gamma-synthase activity; pyridoxal phosphate binding. Gene Ontology annotation, biological process: transsulfuration.
UCGGAAUAUAAUGUGCAACUGUUCGCUUUGAUAGUCCAACCCACGCCAUCCCACGCAGUUUGUGGCGGCAUAGUUAAGACGAUGGACAGGAUACAGGGACGUGGAACAUUCCAUUAGUAUAAAAUAAAGUUCAUAAUUGGACAAUUUUGGACGUCGGAAACGUGGGUACACCCAUCCACUCUGCACCCACCACACAUCUCUACCUUGGACCGUUUUAGUGUACCAUCCCCCUUGACAGUAUCCGUACCACCAAUCGAGCUCGACCAUUUCCUCUCCUGUCUAGAAACUUGGGGAAUCUCGCUGAUUUCGGCGUACACCACCUCAUAACAGACGCCAUCUUAUCACGCUCUGCGUGCUGUCGAAGCCGAGGACAGAGAGAUUGCAAAAUUAGGAGCGCAACAACCGAGUCAAAACUGUGACUCUACGCUUCUUGAGAUACAAUGCCCGCCUUCAACCUCGGCGAGUCUAUCCCGCCGCACACGGAGCAUGCGGUGAGUGUGUCACUACCAACGUGGAGAGCAAAUGUUGGUUAUGAAGAAGGAGAGGACUGGGUUGUUGGCAGUAUGACCACUGGUUAUCCUCGCUUCUUCAUCCACAGGAGCAUCCAAGCUUUUGCCAAAGACAUUCUGGAGAAAAUUGGGCGGAAAGGGCUGGUUGCUUUUCUGUUCCCAACUCGUCAGGUUGCUGCCCGGUGUGUGAGCUUUGUCAAAUUACGCGCUCUUCCUGCCAUCGUGUCAUCUCUUGAAGUUCUGCAUCUGGUUCUUGACCCGGCAAACCCGCAGUCCAAGGCUCUUCGUGGGCUAUCUCCCUCUAUCUCGGCCGUCAUCUGCUCUCCCGAGGGUUUCAGUUUUCUGAAGCAGUAUUGGCAGCACACGGGCGAUGGUGUCUCUAGCCGCAGGGCAGAGUUCUGUCACAGUCUCUUCAAGGAUGGUCUGUUGCGUGUGGAUGAAUCCCCCAAGAACACGGCUGCGCCCAUGAGCCCAAAGCCAUGCAGAGGACCAAAGCGUUACCAACGAAGGGGCUCUCUCGACGCAGGAAAGCCAUCAACCACAUCCCAAACGUCAACAACCGUCCCUGACAGAGAGGAGACGUCGCGAUUCUUGGAGGAGCGCUUCGGUCGGAACCUGGAUGUUUCUUUUGUUGAGCCCGCCAAAUCGGCCAUCAAACGGCGAAUUGCCGGGGCGCUCAGAAGCGAUCGUGAACUAACAGCUAGCCCGGUGCCCGAAAAGGAGAUGGAAUCUAAUACCCGUGGUGUUGUCAACCUCCGCGAGGACGACAUCUAUCUUUUCCCAGCCGGCAUGAACGCCAUCUUUAACGCUCACCGUGCCCUUCUUGGAGCGCGUGGAGGUCUCAAGUCGGUCAACUUCGGGUUCCCUUAUGUUGACACCCUCAAGAUUCUUGAGAAGUUUGGCCCUGGAUGCGUCUUCUACGGCAAUGCGUCCGAGGCCGACCUUGACGACCUCGAAGCUCGGCUGAAAGCAGGCGAGCGCUUCCUGGGGCUCUUUUGUGAAUUCCCGGGCAAUCCGCUCCUCACUUGCCCCAAUCUUGCCCGCAUCCGCGAGAUGGCCGACAAGUACGACUUUGCCGUCGUGGUGGACGAAACAAUCGGGACCUUUGCCAACAUCAACGUUCUCCCCUUCGCCGAUAUCGUCGUCUCUAGCUUGACCAAGAUCUUCUCGGGUGACUGCAACGUCAUGGGAGGCAGUGCCAUCUUUAACCCAAACAGUCGAUACUACUCUGCGUUAAAAGACUUUGCCCGCACGGGGUACGAGGACACAUACUGGCCCGAGGAUGUCAUGUUCAUGGAGCGAAAUAGCCGGGACUUUGCGUCUCGGAUUGAACGGAUCAACGCCAACGCUGAGGCCAUCUGUGAUGUGUUUCGUGAGAACAAGCUCAUCAAGGCGGUCUUUUACCCGCGUGACAACGAGUCCAGCGCCAACUACGAAGCCUGCAAGGUUCCUGGUGGAGGGUACGGCGGGUUGAUCUCGGUCGUGUUCCACCGCAAGGAGCAGGCUGUUGCAUUUUAUGAUGCUGUUGACACAGCCAAGGGGCCAAGCCUGGGAACCAACUUCACGUUGACAUCCCCCUAUGUGCUUCUGGCUCACUAUCAAGAGUUGGAAUGGGCGUCGCAAUUUGGUGUUGACCCUGAUCUGAUCCGCAUCAGCGUCGGGUUGGAGGACACUGCUGAAAUUGUAAAGGUGUUUGAAGCUGCAUUGCAUGUAGCAGAGCACGGCUCGCAAUAGGCAGUUCCGUGUAGAACGCAUAGAAUUUGAAAGCAACAUCAACCAAAGCCCCCGUAAUGCUACCAUACCCAAUUCGCUCAAAAC